Phasianus colchicus (ring-necked pheasant) is the source of this 1943-nucleotide messenger RNA. RefSeq names its product aminoadipate aminotransferase (gene AADAT). Gene Ontology annotation, molecular function: L-kynurenine:2-oxoglutarate transaminase activity; pyridoxal phosphate binding. Gene Ontology annotation, biological process: biosynthetic process. NCBI's taxonomy places the organism in Eukaryota, Metazoa, Chordata, Aves, Galliformes, Phasianidae. The record is from RefSeq and is a predicted model, not a curated record.
GCUACUGCAGGCCCGCAGCCGCUGGGCCGUAAUCGGCUGAGAGCAAAUCGCGGAGUAACCGACCCCAAUGUUUCCUCGGCCUUUGCUCCGUUCCACGAAGCAUAACGGCGGCAGCCCGGAAACAGAACAACAAGGUCACGUUGCAAGCAGCUCCAAUCCACCUGGCGCUUUUCCGGCUCCUCCCCCCAUUAACCCGAGCUUAAAAUAAAUAAAGGAGGGCGGAACGGCCCCUCGCACGACUUCGGCACGCCCCUACGCAGCGGCAGCGCCCCGGGCCAGCAGCCCGCCUCCCGCGGCCCUUCUCUCCGCCCACCCGCUGCGGACGGGGUCGCCGCCGGCUCCGCGCCGCGCCGCCGACAUGAAUUAUUCUCGGUUUCUCACAAGCGUGAGCGCAGCAAGAAAAGCAUCUCCAAUAAGAGUUCUGACUGAAUUGAUGCAAAAGUCUCCUCCGUCUCUCAUCUCUCUGGCUGGAGGGGCACCAAACCCUGCUGUUUUUCCAUUUAAGAAGGCUACUAUUGCCACUGGACAUGGAAAUGCUGUUGAGAUUGGGGAAGACUUAAUGAAGAGGGCUCUUCAAUACUCUGCCUCAGCAGGGAUUCCAGAACUGCUGUCAUGGCUGAAGAAUUUUCAGAGGAAUCUACACAAUCCCCCCACAGCCAACUACAGUCCUGAGCGAGGACAAAUGGAAGUGUGUGUCACAACUGGCAGCCAGGAAGGCUUAUGCAAAGUGUUUGAAAUGCUCAUUAAUCCUGGGGACAGCAUCCUUUUGGAUGCCCCCACAUAUUCUGGGACACUAGCAGCUCUGAGACCUUUGGGCUGUAACAUCAUUAACGUUCCUAGUGACCAACAUGGCAUUAUUCCAAAAGCUCUAAAAGAAAUUCUGUCAUCUUGGAAUCCAGAAGAUACAAAAAACCACAGCCCCCCUCUCCCCAAAUUCCUGUACACGAUUCCAAAUGGCUGCAACCCAACUGGAAACUCUCUGACUGCGGAUCGCAAGAAGGAGAUUUAUCAGCUUGCAAGAAAAUAUGAUUUCCUUAUCAUAGAAGAUGAUCCUUACUACUUUCUUCAGUUUGAAAAGCCAUGGGCUCCAAGUUUCCUCUCAAUGGAUGUGGAUGGCAGAGUCAUCAGGACUGACUCAUUCUCUAAAGUUCUCUCAUCUGGGUUGAGAGUUGGUUUUCUGACAGGUCCCAAGCCUCUUAUCGACAGAGUUAUUCUACACAUUCAGGUUUCUACAAUGCACACCAGCACUUUCACACAGAUGAUAAUAUCACAGCUUCUUCAGCAGUGGGGAGAAAAGGGUUUCUUGGAGCACACAGACAGAGUUGUGGAGUUCUACAGGACCCAGCGGGAAGCAAUGCUCAUUGCUGCUGAUAAAUGGUUAAAAGGCUUGGCAGAAUGGCAUCCUCCUGCUGCUGGCAUGUUCCUAUGGAUCAAAAUUAAGGGAGUUUCUGAUACACACCAGCUGAUCAUGGAAAAAGCUUUGCAAAAAGAAGUGUUACUGGUUCCUGGAGGAGUGUUCAACAUUGAUAGUUCAGAGCCCAGUCCUUAUGUCAGAGCUUCUUUCUCUCUGCCUUCUCCAGCCCAGAUGGAUCUGGCUUUCCAGAGACUGGCUGAUCUUAUAAAAGAAGCUGUAUGGAAAAAAUGAGUAGAGCUCAUACAGCUAUCAAAAUCAUCUCAAGAAAAUAUAUGUUAACAUCGGGAUUUUGAUGAACACUUUAAAAACAAGUGCAGUACCAUGGAUGUUUCCAUUGAUUCAGCUAAAAAAAAAAAAAGCAAAACAAUUUGCAAUUGUGAAAAACAAUUUGCUGAUUUUUUUUUUCUCAGUACAUUGCAUUGCCAAAUUUAUUCUAAUCCAAAAACGUUUAAUAUACUUAAAAUCAAAAUGUUCUGCCUCCUGUCAAAUCCAUAGUAUUGUUAGAGCUUGAUUUUGGCCUUUUGCUUUC